UAUUGCUUUUGAUUCGGUCUAUGUUGGUUGCGCCAUGGUCUGGUCUCGAUUAUAAAAACCAUCCGAUAUCUGCCAGGACUGAUAUUGUUCCGUGCAUACGGCUCUUUUGCUCAUUCAUGUUCACUCCUGGUUCAUUUGAAUACCACUCUCUUUCUCGACCCAACCUCAUUUGUCUCUCCGCGGUUGCCCGUCAGGAGUGUACAGAGGCAACUCCUCCGGCAAACAAACCAACGUGAUACUGUAAUUUAACCGAGUAUUUAUUGGUAUCCCGUACAGCUUGACGAGCAGCUGGAAUCCGAUUGGCUGCCGCAGGGAACUAUAAAGCCCAAGUCCCUGCAAUGAGGUGCGAGAAUGUCAAGACGGCAAUCCCGAAGAACAUCCAGAUAGUGUCGCUUGGAUUCGUCUAUUCUGCUGCCUGUAUCGUUUGCGUUCUACUGCUCCUGCAACGCAUCCGACGUCGCCGGCUCGGGUUCGCACCGUCAAAGAGGCGAAUGGAUCCGCUGUCAUCUUCGCUAGAGAAAGGUGGUGGCGAAGUACCACCCGGUGCAGUGGGCCAAGGCUACAGCGUAACCUACCUGCAAGAUCCUAUUUCCGACAGCGUUGGCGCUUUGCCUUCAGCUUGCGAUGUUCUGCAGCCCCUGUCGCACUUGUCUCAAUUGCCAUCGAGUGGUUAUCUGGCCGCUGUGCUGGCCCGAGAGCGGAGUUCCUGGAUGCAACAGACGUAUCCACCGGAGAAACCUGCUCUACAGACUUCCGGGGACGCCGACAUGGAAGCCACUGUCAUCUCUUCUGUCUGUCAAGAUAAUCUCGGUGGCUUGUCUUCGGAGCGCUUGAGUGGUGGCAGUAUGAUUCCGAAAGCUCCACAGCGGACGGGUUCAUCCCCGGUUGGGUGGCGUACCGAAAGCCAGGAACCGCCGCUCAGUGUUGCGGAGUCUAGCGGACCUCAUCCAAGUCGAAAAUCCGGUCACGCAGUCCAGUACAUGCAAGAAGCGAAUGAGGAGGGAGUGCGGACCUGGAGACGUGUGGUGGUGGAGUACAGCUGAUUAUCGUGUGGUUUCCAUCGUUUUGGUUUGGUUCGAGGCUGUUCUUGUCCUCCAUUCUGUAUUGCUUCGAUUUUCUGUUUGCUUCGUGAUGGCAAUGUCUCCAUCUGGGAUUAGUUCGAGGCGCGUACCAGAAGGGCGGCCUCGAAAAUGGGCGGUCCUGUCUUUUCUUCGUUUGACAAGGGAGUUUUAGUUAGUGGCUGACAAUGAUUAAUGACUGAA
This is a messenger RNA of Aspergillus homomorphus CBS 101889, 1262 nucleotides long. RefSeq lists its product as uncharacterized. The record is from RefSeq and is a predicted model, not a curated record. The transcript has 2 exons. NCBI's taxonomy places the organism in Eukaryota, Fungi, Ascomycota, Eurotiomycetes, Eurotiales, Aspergillaceae. The coding region runs from base 339 to 1043 and encodes 234 amino acids.